This is a messenger RNA of Batrachochytrium dendrobatidis JAM81, 411 nucleotides long. RefSeq lists its product as uncharacterized. NCBI's taxonomy places the organism in Eukaryota, Fungi, Chytridiomycota, Chytridiomycetes, Rhizophydiales. Bases 1 to 411 code for a protein of 136 amino acids. The transcript has a single exon. The record is from RefSeq and is a predicted model, not a curated record.
AUGUUCCUGCUGAUAGAACCAAGACUGGAUGUUGCAGUGUCGAUCAUUGGAUGUGGAGAUUACGCUUCCUUGAUGGUUCCUCGUGCACAAGCAUCCGGUCUGUCCAUUUCAACCGAUUCCUGUGAAUGCUUUCCACCCAGCCUUGUUCAGAUUUUGACCCGUCUGGAUCCAGUCAACAAUGUCCACAAACUCGACAACCAGAAACUUUUGAUUCUUGGUGGAGGGUUAGACGCCAUGGUUCCUCCAUCUGCUAACAAGAUGUUUAUUGAUCGUGUUAGGGAAAGGUAUGGUGCUGAGGGCAAGUCGGAGUGGUUUGACGAGCGCAUUGAUCCUGAUGCCGGCCAUACUUUUUCUCCGUGGAUGAUGGUUCAAACGCAGCAAUGGCUUUGCAAAUAUUUGCUAUCUCGUUGA